UGCAGCUUCUAGCUCUCCAGGGUUUCCUUCCUCUCUUCCUGAAGAAACUUCGUUGUCGCCUUCAUUUUCUGCAGGCUGUAGAGGGCUGUCAGGCUGGCAUCUUUGUUUUCUUCCUGUCUUCAUCCUUUCAACAAGAAAGCAUUACUUAGUGUUGGUGGCUGUACUAAUAUUUCAGCAGACCUCUUGGUGUAUGACUAAUACAUCUGUAGGUAAAUGGAAUUUCAAGGGAAAUAAAAACAAAUGUAACAAAAUCAUCCUAGUUGUGAUUUUUUUUAACCAUAUUUGAGCAGCAACAUGAAUUACAGAAAAAGCAUCUGUUGAUAAGCUUGUCUUUAGGAUUUUUGUUUGUGUGUGUCUUGUGAAUUAUAUGUUCUUUGAAUGACUUGCCUACCAAAACAAACCAAAUUGUGAUUUUAAAAAAACCCCCAACACUUAAAAAUGACUGAAACAUUGUAGUCUACAUCAGAUAUUAUAAGGAACAGUUUAGAUUAAUGUGAUGUAUUGAUUCUGAUCUGUUUGCAGUGCAUUGCUUAGUUUGACAAAUUCUGGUCAGCAUGACGACUAUUUAAUGACUUACUCACUGCCAGCAGUGCCUCAUUUUCUUAAUUCGCUUUUAGAAAUGGCCCUUAUCAAAACUGCUUCCUAUCUCAAGCGAUCAUUUUGUUAAAUUUGAUUAAAGACUUAGAAUGUGAUGUGUGUUUAAAUACUGCAAUGAUAAGCGCUAUGGACACCUUUUUCUUUUUCUUUUUCCUUUCCCUUUCUUCCCCUUUUUCCCUUUUCUUAGUAGUAGUAUUAGUAUUUUACAUGUAGAGUAUAAAUUUUAAAAACUUUUUUCCCCCUAAAAAGUCAAAACAUAUUUCACUUUGUUUUUUAAAAAGCUUCUACACUUAGCAGCUAAACAUGGAGUUCAGAUCUGCUGCCUAUUAUAACCUUUAGUGAACAUGCUUUUGGAAACAAGGGAGCUCUCAUGCAGGAUCAGACUUUGCCCAUCUAGUUCAAUAUGUUGAUUGUUACAGGUGCCAAUAUAAAAUGUUUUAGAGGAGGGUUCAUGUCAACCCAUAGUGGACCCAUACAGAAUGGCCAGGCCAUAGGAGAAGUUUCUUUUUAAUUUCCAUUAGUUAGUAAUAGGGUUGUGCUAGUAAUCAUUUUAAUCUGAUUUAAUGAAAGUCAUUAUCCGUAUAAAUGUAUAAUCCUUUUUCAAAUCCUGCUAAUCUGUUGCCCUCAAUGAGUUCCACCAGUUUAUUGUGUUUUAUUUUAAAAAUCUCAAAUACACCUUCUUAUCAAUUUUAAACUUUUUGACUUUCAAUUUCUUUGGACGUGCCCUUGUUUUUAAUGAGGAUCAUUCAACGUCAAGUGGUACUUCCUUGUUUAAGCCCAGCCGAUCACUGGUCUCCAUUCCCACUGCCCAUGUGAUGCCGUCUAAUGCCAGCUCUUCACUUUCCAAACACAGGGAAGCUCUGAAGUCUGACUGCUCACAAUGGAGUACAAACCUUUUACGAUCAGGAGGAAGUCAAAAUCUGGGCAUAGUGGACAGCUCUGUUGACAUGAAGGAUGUGAGGCCUGUGCGGAAGUGGUCAUCCUUGUCUAAACUCAGCACACCAGAUAGCUGCAGUCAGGAUGAAAGUGUCCUUUCAGGGGACUCCAGGGCUAGUACUGACAGAUCAGGGAGAGACAAGAACAUGUCACCACAAUUAAGGACAAAUGGGCCAAGUUGUUUGCAUAAUAGUAUGGAGUUGCUAAAAGUUGAGGACAAAGAAACUGGGAAAAAACGAUCUACUACGCUGGAUUGUAAAUACAAAUUUGAAAGUUGCAGCAAAGACGACUUUGGUGUUUCAGAUGCCUCAAAUAGGAGACAUGUCUUUGACAUGACCUACAGUGCCUUACCUGAAAGCAAGCCCAACUCAGCCAGCGGUGAGGCUUUUGGGCACAGAUAUGCAACACUGGGACAGCAGGCUAUGAACGGAGUACCCAUUCAGCCGUCAGUGAGGACUCAAAUGUGGCUUACAGAACAGUUGCAUGCAAAUCCUCUGGACUGUAGGACUGCUGAGGAGUCAUAUGGUUUGGCACCUUGGCAACUGCAGCAGCUUGAAGAUCUUACAAGGGGAAAUGAGCACCCUAUGCAGGUUCUGACUGAAUCGUCUCGUCAAGGUUACACAGGUACAGGCUAUCAGGAUUUCAGUAAUUGGGAAUCCCUUAUGAAAAUCAAAGAAGGGUUGCUAAGACAGAAAGAAAUUGUGAUUGAUCGGCAGAAGCAACAAAUUAACAGUUUACAUCAGAAGAUACGGGAGAAUGAAUUACGGGCUCAACAUGCCAGGCUGAACCAUCUUGUGAAUUGUGAAGAAUCUUACGUGACUAAUUUACAGCAUUCCCAAUAUGAGAACACGUCAUUGCAAGCUCCAUUUUCAGAAAGAUCAGUAUCCCACUGUGAGGAGCUUGAGCAAAAGCUUGCAUCAGUUGAGAAUAAGGAAAUGCAACUCAAUGAGUUUCUCAAGCAAAUUUCAAACAAAUCCAGUGAAGAGAAAAAGAAGAUGGAAGAGAAACUUAAAACCAGAGACAGGUACAUAAAUAGCCUGAAAAAGAAAUGCCAAAAAGAGUCUGAACAAAACAAAGACAAACAGAGACGAAUUGAAACCCUAGAAAAAUAUCUAGCUGACCUGCCAACGCUGGAUGAUGUAGAAAGGCAGAGUAAGCAGCUGCACAUUCUAGAAGAGAAGAACAAGCAACUGCAAGAAACAGUGACAGAUUUGGAGAAGAAGCUUGGAGAGACUAGAACACAAUGUAGGGAGAAAGAGCUGCAACUUGUGUGUCAGAAAAAGAAAGAAAAAGACCUGGUCACCACAGUGCAGAGUUUACAACAGAAGGUAGAAAAAUGCCUGGAAGAUGGUAUCCGCCUUCCCAUGUUGGACACAAAACAGCUUCAGAGUGAGAAUGAAUGCCUCAAAGAAAAGAACGAGAGAGCCCGCAAGGUCAUAGACAAUCAACAAAAUCAGAUAGCUGGGAUGAUAAUAGAAAUUCAGUCUAUGGAAGAAAAGCUUUUGCAAGGGAAACUGACAAUGCAGAAGAUGACAAAUGAGACUGAGGAAAAAGAAAGGCAUAUACAGCAGUUAAAUAAAACUCUGCUUGAAAACCAAAGACUAAUGGAAGAGAAUGCCUUUUUGAGGGAGCAGAUAUGCCAGAUGGAACAGUCCAGACAGCCAGUGUCUGAAAAGAUGCCGGUGGCUGACCAGUUGUUCAAAGAAAUGUCCCAUUGUUUGUUUGACUUGAAAGCACUAUGCAGUAUUCUCACCCAGAGAGCUCAGGGCAAGGAGCCUAACCUCUCCUUACUGCUGGGAAUCAGAUCAAUGAGCUGUUCAGCUGAAGAGAAUGAGAAUUACCACAGCACAGAAACUCUCACCAAGAAACUCUCGGAGGUGUGUCAAUUACGGAAGGAUAUUGAUGAACUGAGGACUAUAAUAUCAGACCGUUAUGCUCAGGACAUGGGAGACAACUGCAUUACCCAAUGAUAAAAUGUUGGUCUCACAGCAAUGACUACAUUAUUAAAUGCUGCUGUGUUACAGAUCUUUGCAUUUCUAUGAAGGAGCCAUAUGGGAAGAUUGCAUAUUGUAUAUGAGCUGCACAUGGGUGUCUGAUGGGUCUGAGGGUUUUGCAUAUUUAAUUUAGAGGAUGGUGGGGAAAUCUUAAUUUGAAGAGAGUGGUACAGAUCUCAAGAAAAUCUGUGUUCUCCAAACUACUGAAUGUUGGACCAAGCUGUGAAGAACGUUCCCAUUAGAGAUGUAGGAUUUUAUUUCCUCCCUCAUGGCUCAUUUAAACAAUCUGUGUGGUUAUACUGUUUUCCGGAGUCAAAGCAAAGUCUCAGAAAAUGGCAUUAAUGUUACUACUGUACUUACUUUCCUUCAUCAGAGGUUGGAGUUGCGCAGUCUGAAUUGAAAGGCUGGAGUGACACAUUCAAGCACCCAAAGGUGAGAGAAAAAAUGGACCGUUGGAGCCAGAUACUUCUGCAAAACACAUCAUGUUGGAAACUGCAAUUGGGGUAGUCCUUGACUACUACAAAAGGUGGUUGCUCUUUUUAUAAUUGCCUUGUGAAUUAGGUAAGGGAAAGAAGGUGUGGUUUCAGCAGCUGAUCCAUGUUGAUUAUUAGGGUUUUUAUUUUAUCCAGCAACAGUCUAGGCAAACAAACUCCGUAUGUGAAUGUGGUCCCAUCAGAUUUAGAUGUUAGCCUUCCUCAUAUCUCUAUCUUUUAACACGUUGCUUAAAAACUUUGUUUCAGUAAUAUGAAGACUGACACAAACACACAAAAGCCAGCUGUUUAUAAGUCUUAAGACUGGCUUUCUGUCAGAAAAAAGGACACUGGAGGUGUCUCAUGGUGUGUGUACUCAGGGCCAGUGCAAGGAAAUUUCGUGCCCUAAGCGAAACUUCCACCUUGAGCCCUCCCAGCCCUGCUGCAGCUCCCCUCUGCCCUGAGGCGCCCCCACCACGGCAGCUCCCUACCCCAGGCCUGGGGAGCCCUGCGGUACCUCCCCACCCUCGCUAACCUCUGCUCCGCGUCCCCUCCGAGCACGCUGUCCUGCUCUAAUUCUCCUCCUAGGCUUGCGGCACCAAACAGCUGAUUGGCGCCGCAAGCCUGGGAGGCGGGAGAAGCGAAGCAGUGACUGCGCGGUGGGACCCCCGGGCUGCAGGCGGCGCGCUGACUCAGGGG
Gopherus flavomarginatus (Mexican gopher tortoise) is the source of this 4696-nucleotide messenger RNA. It is a transcript of the gene CEP85L, whose product is annotated as centrosomal protein 85 like. Bases 1413 to 3503 code for a protein of 696 amino acids. Gene Ontology annotation, cellular component: centrosome. The transcript has 12 exons. Lineage: Eukaryota; Metazoa; Chordata; Testudines; Testudinidae. The record is from RefSeq and is a predicted model, not a curated record.